Molecule: messenger RNA, 568 nt
Organism: Abrus precatorius (Indian licorice)
Lineage: Eukaryota; Viridiplantae; Streptophyta; Magnoliopsida; Fabales; Fabaceae
Exons: 2
Coding region: 191-367 (58 amino acids)
Source: RefSeq, a predicted model, not a curated record
GUUUUCAUGACUCCAAAAAUGCUUUGAGGAUCGCAGCUGUAGAGAAAACAUCAUCCCAUAGCUAACCCUUUUCCGGUGUUGAGUGUUGACCGCUGCCGGAGAAGACGCUAACACGAAUCGUUAAUCAUUGGUGAUUCUUGCUGAAGUGAUUUCUCAAUAGCAGAAAUUUAUUGCAAGCACUCAAGCAACUAUGGGCAUAAUCAGGAGUUGCUUCUCUUUCAUAGCUGGGACAGCCUGUGGAGUUUACUUGGCUCAGAAUUAUCAAGUUCCCAAUAUCGUGAAGUUAGCUGACACUGCCUUGUUCAUGGCAAAAAUAGUUGAGGAAAAAUAUCGCAAACCCAAGAAGAGGGAUGAUGAUGAUGCCUAGUGCCUAACUGAUGCUAUAUUGGAUUCAGGUUCUUGUUUUUUUAUUUUUUUAAAAUCCUGGAUUAAAUAGGAUCAAAUACCUCAACAAAACUCUUGGGAAACACGAAUUAGUAGAAGAUUUUUAUGGAAGCAUUCUUAGCAUUUAUAUGCUUAUUAUUUUUGUCCUUUUCCCAGGGAAACAUUAUUAUUCUUCUUUGGCUAU